Spodoptera frugiperda (fall armyworm) is the source of this 765-nucleotide messenger RNA. Its product is annotated as larval/pupal rigid cuticle protein 66. Bases 124 to 675 code for a protein of 183 amino acids. NCBI's taxonomy places the organism in Eukaryota, Metazoa, Arthropoda, Insecta, Lepidoptera, Noctuidae. The record is from RefSeq and is a predicted model, not a curated record. The transcript is spliced from 2 exons. Gene Ontology annotation, cellular component: extracellular matrix.
GGCCGUUUCUUACUUCCUUUUGUUUUCAAAGCAAAAGUAACAUAGGAGUAGUAUAUAAAGUGAAUUGGUAACCCUGAUUUAUCAUUCGCAGUUAGCUUGUGAAACAAAUAAUAACUAAACAAAAUGGCUUCUAAGUUCGUCAUUGUUGCUCUGCUGGUGGCGGCUGCUCAAGGCAGCGCUAUCCAUGGUGACUACACCAGCUUCUCAUACGGUGUGUCCGACCCCCACACCGGUGACGUGAAGAGCCAGCACGAGACCCGCGUCGGAGACAGCGUGGUGGGCCAGUACUCGCUCCUCGAGUCUGACGGCACCAAGCGUACCGUCGACUACGCCGCUGACGCUCACUCUGGAUUCAACGCCGUCGUCCGCAAAGACCCCGCUCUCUACGCCCACGCCGCUCCCGUCGUAGCUCACGCCGCUCCCGUCGCCUACGCCGCUCCCCUCGCCCACGGCUACGCCGCCGCUCCCGUAGCUCACGGCUACUCCCACGGUGUGACCACCUACGGCGCUGUCGCCGCUCCCCUGGCUCACGGUGCCGUAGCUUACGGUGCUCACGCUGCUCCCCUCGCCUACAGCGCUGGAGUGUACGGUGCUCACGUAGCUCCCCUCGCUCAUGGUGCCAUCGCCUACGGUGCCCAUGGCGCUCACGGUCUCUACGGCGCCCACCUGUACUAAAUUAUGUUAAGAAAUAUUUAAUUUAUUUUGAAACGAAUAAUGAACGAAUGAAAUAAGCUGUGAUCGAAUAAAUUUUUCGAAAAUACUAAA